Molecule: messenger RNA, 2266 nt
Organism: Arabidopsis lyrata subsp. lyrata
Lineage: Eukaryota; Viridiplantae; Streptophyta; Magnoliopsida; Brassicales; Brassicaceae
Product: cysteine-rich receptor-like protein kinase 18
Biological process (GO): protein phosphorylation
Molecular function (GO): protein kinase activity; ATP binding
Source: RefSeq, a predicted model, not a curated record
ACUUACAUAGUCCAAGUCUAGCUUCAAAAUUCAAAGUUGUCAAUUUCUUAUUAAUGUGCAUGGUCAUUCAAAUAGAAAUUUCAAUCUUAUAAAUGAUAAGAACCACAAAUACUAACUACACCACCUACACAUAAUCUGAAGAAAAAGAAAAAUGGCAACGAAGAGUUGUGAAUUAGUCCUCUGUUUUUCCUACUUUUUCGUCAUAUGCUUCAGUGCCAUUUCUGUUUCUGCACAAACUUGUGAAAAUACUACUGGGACUUUCAUACCCAAUAGUCCUUAUGACAAGAACCGCGGACUCAUUCUCUCUCCUCUAGCUUCUAACGUCACGGCUCACGAGGGCUACUUCAUCGGUUCCACUGGGAUUUCUCCUGACCAAGUCUUUGCCAUGGGGAUGUGCGCUCCAGGCUCUGAGCGUGAUGUUUGCUUUCUCUGUAUCAGGACCACAUCAGAGAGUUUACUUCAAAGCUGUCCAAACCAGGCAGAUGCUUUCUUCUGGUCAGGUGAAGAAACCCUUUGCCUUGUUCGCUACUCUAACCGCCCCUUCUCUGGAUUGCUCGUCAUGGAUCCACUAGGAGCGAUUUUCAAUACGGGAGAACUCAAUACGAAUCAGACUGAGUUUGAUAUCGUGUGGAAUAAUUUAACUUCUAGUAUGAUCGCCGGAAUAACUUCUUUUUCAUCAGGCGCAAACAAUUCGUCUAAAUACUAUUCAGACGAUAUAGCUCUAGUGCCGGAUUUCAAGAACAUAUCAGCGUUGAUGCAAUGCACACCAGACGUUUCUUCAGAGGAUUGUAACACUUGCUUACGGAAAAACGUUGUCGACUAUGAUAAUUGUUGCCGUGGGCACCAAGGCGGCGUUUUAUCACGGCCAAACUGCUUUUUCCGAUGGGAAGUGUAUCCCUUCUCUGGUGCUAUUGAUCAGAUUAAUUUACCGAAGUCACCGCCGCCUUCAAUCACACCCCCAUCUCCUAUAAUCAACAUAACCAAGAAAGAUAACAGAAUAUCAGGAGGGACAAUCGCGGCAAUAGUUGUUGUUAUUGUUGUUACAAUAAUAUUGGUUGUUUUAGGCUUGGUUAUUUCCAAUAGAAGAAAGCAAAAGCAAGACAUGGACCUUCCAACGGAAUCUGUUCAAUUCGAUUUAAAGACAAUUGAAUCGGCGACAAGCAACUUUUCCGAACGUAACAAAUUCGGUGAAGUUUACAAGGGCAUGCUCAUGAAUGGCACUGAAAUUGCGGUAAAGAGAUUGUCGAAAACAUCAGGUCAAGGUGAAGUAGAGUUCAAGAACGAGGUUGUUGUUGUUGCAAAGCUUCAACACAUAAAUCUCGUUAGACUUCUUGGUUUUUCGCUACAAGGAGAAGAGAAGUUACUCGUAUAUGAGUUUGUUUCAAACAAAAGCCUCGAUUAUUUCCUCUUUGAUCCUACGAAGAGAAAUCAGUUGGACUGGACAAUGCGACGCAAUAUCAUCGGUGGGAUUACUCGAGGGAUUUUAUAUCUUCAUCAAGAUUCACGGCUAAAGAUCAUACAUCGUGACCUCAAAGCGAGUAACAUUCUCUUAGAUGCUGAUAUGAAUCCGAAAAUUGCUGAUUUUGGAAUGGCAAGGAUCUUUGGAGUGGACCAAAUUGUAGCCAAUACAGGAAGAGUGGUUGGAACCUUCGGUUACAUGUCUCCCGAGUAUGUGACACAUGGCCAAUUCUCGAUGAAAUCAGAUGUCUAUAGCUUCGGAGUAUUGAUUCUUGAGAUCAUUAGUGGCAAAAAGAAUAGCAGCUUCUACCAGAUGGAUGGUUUAGUUAACAAUUUAGUCACAUAUGUCUGGAAACUUUGGGAGAACAAAUCAUUGCAUGAGCUCAUAGAUCCCGGUAUCCGAGAAAAUUGCACAAGAAGCGAUGAAGUCAUUAGAUACAUCCAUAUUGGGCUGUUGUGUGUUCAAGAAAAUCCUGCAGAUCGUCCAACAAUGUCUACUAUUCACCAAAUGCUCACAAACAGCUCAAUCACUCUGCCUGUGCCUUUGCCACCUGGAUUUUUCUUUAGGAACGGACCAGGAUUGAACCCAUUAGGCCAGAGAUUGGAGCCGGGUCAAUCGAACAGCAAGUCUUUUGCUUGUUCUGUAGAUGAAGCAACAAUCACCGAUGUUAAUCCUCGUUGAAUAUUCAGCCAUGUUUUUUUCUUGUCUCAACAAAGGCCCCUAUCACUUAUUUAAUAUCUGUAUUUUAAAAAGUUGUUAAAGAGUCAUUUUUUCAGGUUGAAUGAUUCAUCAUAGAAAAUAUAAUCA